Oryctolagus cuniculus (rabbit) is the source of this 1570-nucleotide messenger RNA. Lineage: Eukaryota; Metazoa; Chordata; Mammalia; Lagomorpha; Leporidae. The record is from RefSeq and is a predicted model, not a curated record.
CUCUGCAGAUGUGAAAGUGAAAGAAUAGCAUUCAGCCCGGUUCCUGAUUGCAGGUCCUGGAAACCUGAGUUUUGGCUGGGAAGAUAAAAUAUCCCAAGUCACCUGAAUUAAAACUGAAGAUCAACCCUCCUUCAACUUACUAAGGGUAUCAUGGAUAUUGAAGCAUAUUAUCAAAGAAUUGGUUACAAAAACCCAAGGAACAAAUUGGACUUGGAAUCACUAACAGACAUUUUUCAGCACCAGAUCCGAACUGUUCCCUAUGAGAACCUUAGCAUUCACUGUGGGGAGUCCAUGGAGUUGGACUUAGAGGCCAUUUUUGAUCAAAUUGUGAGGAGGAAUAGAGGUGGCUGGUGUCUCCAGGUCAACUAUCUUUUGUACUGGGCUUUGACUACCACCGGUUUUGAGACCACAAUGUUAGGAGGGUUUGUUUAUGGCAGUAAUAAUGACAAAUACAGCACUGGCAUGAUUCACCUCAUAGUACAGGUGACCAUCAACGGCAGGAACUACAUUGUCGAUGCUGGGUUUGGACGCUCCUACCAGAUGUGGCAGCCUGUGGAGUUAAUUUCUGGGAAAGAUCAGCCUCAAGUGCCUUCCAUAUUCCGCUUGAGAGAAGAGGGAGAAACCUGGUACCUGGACCAAAUCAGAAGACAGCAACAUGUUCCAGACCAAGAAUUUCUUAAUUCUGAACUCCUGGAAAAGAAAAUAUACCAAAAACUCUACUGCUUUACUCUUCAACCUCGAACAAUUGAAGAAUUUGAGUCUGCAAACACAUAUCUUCAAGAAUCCCCAUCAUCUGUGUUUUUAGACAAAUCAAUUUGUUCCUUGCAGACCCCAGAAGGUGUUCACUGUUUGGUGGGCCUCACCCUCACCUCCAGGACCUACAAUUAUAAGGAAAAUACAGAUCUGGUAGAGUUUAAAGUUCUGACUGAGGAAGAAGUGGAGGGAGUGCUGAAAACUAUAUUUAAUAUUUCCUUGGGAAAAAAGCUUGUGUCCAAAAAUGGUCAUUUGUCUUUCACUAUUUAGAGUACGAGGCAAAAAAUACCUUCUAUCUUAGUACAAGUACUUAAGCUUUUUAUUAUAAAAAUGAUCAAACAUGAAAAAUCACAGAAAAUAGGAUAAUAAAUUCAUAUGUAUUUAUCAACCAGAUCACCAAUUAUUCACUGCUGACAGAUAAUAUUCUCCCUACUCUCAUAUUGUUUUAAUGAAAAUCAUAAACAUCAAUCUUGGUUGCUCUUCUUCCAGUCCAGCUCUCUGCUGUGGCCCGGGAGUGCAGUGGAGAAUGGCCCAAGUCCUUGGGCCCUGCACCCACAUGGGAGACCAGGAGAAGCACCUGGCUCCUGGCUACGGAUCAGCUCAGUGUGCCGGCUACAGCAGCCCUUGGUGGGUGAACCAACGGAAGAGGAAGACCUCUGUCUCUCUCUCUCACUGUCCACUCUGCUUGUCAAAAAAAAAAAGAAAGAAAAUAAUAAACAUCAAAUCAUUCACCUAUAAUGACAUCAACAUAUAUAAUUUGAAAACUUUGUAAUGAACUCCUUUAAAAAAUUAAUAAAAAAGCAUUUUAAUAAUGGUA